GUUUCAGUCGUUGCGUCUUCGUACACGAAUAUUGUUGCAAGAAUACUAUUGUACCAGUACUCGUUAACCAAGAAGAAGAAGACUAUCGGCAAACUAUAGCGACCAUGAGGUCGGUCGUAUUUGUGGCGUUGAUUAUCGCGUGCGCGUUUGCGCUUCUCGUCGAGAAUGCGUACGCCAACACUUCGACCACAGCCACCCCCAAGCAAGUUAAGGAACCAAAGGAGAUCAAGGAGACCGCGACAGCAUCGAAGGACCUCAAGGAUGCCGUCAAGGCAGCCAAAGAGGCUAAGAAAAAUAAGAAAGACUGCUUGAAGGAGUGUGGAACCGAAUACGAGCCGAUUUGCGUUCACGACCCGAACGAUGCCAACUACAAACCUAGAACCUUCGGUUCGCAGUGCGCUUUGGACGUUCACAACUGCGAGAUGGGAACGAAGCUGGCGGUGAAGGACAAGGGCAAGUGUCCUGGGACCGAGAACGAAAGACUUGGUUAGGACAUGGCCGGUAAACCUUACCCGCUUCGCGUGUCCGCUUCCUUCGCCGCGUCGACGCUCGGACGAAGAAUCCCAAAGCGAUAAAACGUUGGACUCGCUUUCCGACUUGCAGCGUCGCGACGGACUACCGACCGACAGCGCUUCGAAACCAUUUGAUUCGCCGUCCAUGUAAUCGAGCUUUCAUUUUGGCUUUAGCUUUAACGAAAAUAAAACUCUUCAACAGAAAAAGAAA
Hylaeus anthracinus is the source of this 723-nucleotide messenger RNA. RefSeq lists its product as uncharacterized. The transcript has 3 exons. Gene Ontology annotation, molecular function: protein binding. Bases 105 to 491 code for a protein of 128 amino acids. Lineage: Eukaryota; Metazoa; Arthropoda; Insecta; Hymenoptera; Colletidae. The record is from RefSeq and is a predicted model, not a curated record.